AUGAGCAAGAUCUUUGUGGUUGUUGUGUGUUUAUUUGUGGUAGGGUUUGGAUUUGGGAAUGGUUAUGGUGAGAAAGAAGAGAUUGGGAUAUUUGAGUUGAAGAAAGGUGAAGUUUCUUUGAAAGUUACUAAUUGGGGUGCUUCCAUUGUGUCUCUUGUUCUUCCUGAUAACAAAGGAAAAUUUGAUGAUGUUAUUCUUGGAUAUGAUUCAAUUAAGGAAUACACUAAUGAUUCAACAUACUUUGGAGCUACUGUUGGACGAGUUGCUAACAGAAUUGGAGGAGCUCAGUUCAAUUUAAAUGGAAAGCAUUACAAAUUAGUUGCUAAUGAAGGAAACAAUACACUUCAUGGUGGAUCAAAAGGAUUCAGCGAUGUUAUUUGGAAAGUUAAAAGGUAUCAAAGAGAAGGUCCUAAUCCAAGUGUUACUUUCACUUACCAUAGUUUUGAUGGUGAACAAGGAUUUCCUGGUGACCUCAUUGCAACUGUGAGCUACAUUCUAUCUGGAAAAAAUCAAUUGGUCAUAAUUAUGAAAGCAAAAGCUCUAAACAAACCUACACCUGUGAAUUUAGCAAACCAUGCUUAUUGGAACAUUGGAGGCCAAAACAGUGGCAACAUUCUCAAUGAAGUAAUACAAAUAUUUGGUUCAAAAAUCACACUUGUUGAUACCAAACUAAUUCCUACAGGAAAAUUUGCUUAUGUGAAAGGAACAGCUUAUGAUUUUCUCAAACCACAGAUUAUUGGAAGCAGAAUAAACCAACUAGCUGAAACUAAGGGUUAUGACAUUAACUAUGUGUUGGAUGGUGAAAAAGGAAAAAAGAUUAAACUAGCAGCAAAAGUGCAUGAUAAGAAAUCUGGUAGGGUUUUGACACUUUACACAAAUGCCCCUGGUUUGCAGUUUUAUACUGGUAACUAUAUUAAGGAUGUGAAGGGUAAAAAUGGAUAUGUGUAUAAAGCUCAUGCUGGACUUUGUUUGGAGAGUCAAGCUUUUCCAGAUUCUGUUAAUCAUCCUGAUUUUCCUUCAACAAUUGUGACCAAAGAAAAGACUUAUAAGCAUUAUAUGCUUUUUAAGUUUUCAACCAAAUCUCAUUAG
Lathyrus sativus (Indian pea) is the source of this 1089-nucleotide messenger RNA. Lineage: Eukaryota; Viridiplantae; Streptophyta; Magnoliopsida; Fabales; Fabaceae. The record is from the annotation of a GenBank genome assembly.